AUGGGCUUGAUGUCACGAAGCAUUGACAUUCUGCUCUUGCAGCAUUUCCACGGCGUGGCGGCCAGCAGAAGCUGGGCCUCAAUUGCUGAAACGAAAUCGACGCGAACUGCCACACUUGCCAGCGAAAACGAAACUAACCAAGCGAUGAGCAACACCAUGAGCAACACAAACACAAAAGAGGAAGCCAUGAUGACUACCAAUAGUAACGAUACUAGAAGCAACGAUAAAAGCAUUGACGAUUCUAGUUCUGAGGAAGAGGAACUGGAGUUCAGCAAACCAACACCAGAAGAAGUCCAAGAAGACAUACGACGGAAACAAUUGCAAGAUCGGAUCCCUCUGAAGCAUUUUGAUUUUUCCAAACAAGAAUUAGAAGACAUUGACCAAGGGAUUCAAAAGCGAUUCCGUAAAAGAAAACAAAUUUGCAAAAUUAGUCGAGAAGAGACAGAAAGAAGCGGAGGCCGCUAG
Molecule: messenger RNA, 465 nt
Organism: Seminavis robusta
Lineage: Eukaryota; Bacillariophyta; Bacillariophyceae; Naviculales; Naviculaceae
Source: the annotation of a GenBank genome assembly